Molecule: messenger RNA, 4216 nt
Organism: Brienomyrus brachyistius
Lineage: Eukaryota; Metazoa; Chordata; Actinopteri; Osteoglossiformes; Mormyridae
Product: XK-related protein 8-like
Exons: 3
Coding region: 64-1296 (410 amino acids)
Biological process (GO): phosphatidylserine exposure on apoptotic cell surface; apoptotic process involved in development; engulfment of apoptotic cell
Cellular component (GO): plasma membrane
Source: RefSeq, a predicted model, not a curated record
CGCUUCUCUUAAAGUUUUACUUUCACUUUGCCUUAGUGCUCAUGGGGGCAGUGGCACUGUGAAAUGGUUGAGGACAGUUUCCCCUUCGUGUACCCCCUGCCUGACUUCCUGCUGACUUUGCUGGGGCUGGUCCUGUUUGUGGUCGAUGUGGCGCUGGACAUUCGGUUGGUGGAGGAUCUCUAUUCGGAAGGGGCAUAUCUGAAGACGGGAAUAUUACUUUUCAUUUUCCUGGCCUCGACAGUCAUCAUUCAGCUGUUCAGUGGACUGUUGUACUACUACGACUGGAAGAAUCGGAAUGCUGGCCGGGAGCUUCUCAUCAGGGGCAAAUGGUCACUGACAGCCGCUCACCUCGCCCUUCUAGCUGUGCCUCUCAGGUACGCGAACAUCCUGAAGAUCUCCAUAAAGAGCUUUCAUGGCGAAAACUCUCUGCUGGAGGGUGAAGCUGUGUACCAGAACCAUGACCUCAGUUUGCUACGGCUCUUUGAAACGUUCUUGGAGAGCGCCCCCCAGCUGGUCUUCAUGAUAUUCAUCAUCAUCCAGAAGAAGCAGGUCGACUUCAUAACAUCUUUAAAGACGGCAGGGUCGGUGGCAUCCAUCGCUCUCAGUGUGGCCAUGUACCAUCGCUGCAUGCGUUCUUUCCUCCCAGAGAAGAGCAAUCAAGGCUACGUCUCCUCGCUGGUAUACUUUCUAUGGAACUUGCUGCUGAUCGGGCCACGUGUGUUCGCCGUGGCACUGUUCACUUGCGCCAACCCCUGCUAUAUCGCGGGACACUACCUGAUCUUGUGGGCAGUGCUGGUCUUCUGGGCCUGGCGCCAGGACAAGGACUUCAUGGACAAUUUGGUGGGAGAGUGGCUCUAUCGGUGCACUGUUGGCCAAAUCUGGUACUUCAGCUGGUUCAACUUGACUGUGGGCAGCACGCUGUGGAGAGGCAUCAUUUACCACAGCAUCAUGCUGGUUGACAUGGGAAUUCUCCUCGGGUUCUGGUGGCACCAGCAGGAGUAUCUGGAAGACAUCUUCAAAGUUGAGCCUUAUGUGAUUCUUGGAAUCAUCUUCUCACUCUACAUAUUGGGCCUGGUUUUGAAGGUCCUCUACUACAGGUGCUUCCACCCUAAGGUGACUGAGCUGCCGCCUGAAGAGCCGGAGGUUCCACUCCGGGAUGAGGUAGAUUUUCACCUGUUGGAUGUAGCUCAGGCCGCAGAGGCUGCAGAGAGACCCAAGCAGGAGAAACUGGUGAUCAACAAAAGGAUGAGGAACUUGGCUGCUAACUUCUACUCCUCUCCUGCCACCACACAUUAAGUCUGACUUGGGGGGGGGGCACUGGCAUAGGGUGGACUCAGAUGCACAUAGCAGAAGGUGAGGCGAAUAAGGUGCAUCUGCAAUAAACGGGAGUACAAAAAGGGUAAUGCAGGGUUAUCUAGGACCAGGGAUAGUAUGAUACAACAGAGGGCCAGAAGAAGGCCAGGGGGAAAGUUCAAGAUCAGCAAAGGCUGCAGAACGGUCAGGCAUGGUGCAAAGGGCUGAUCAGGCAUGAGAGAGUACGGCAUCCAAAACACUGGGCAGAAAUCCAUCGCUAAGGACGGGCGGAGACCAUAUAUGGAACAGGGAACUGGAGCACUGGUGCAGUAGCUGGGUAAAAAUCAGAAGAUAAUCUGACAAGGAGCCACGGGAAACCGAGGCCUUGAAAUGCAGAUGGGUGACGAACAAGCAGGAAGCAAGUCAGUAAGACAGGAUAAGGAAUGAAGUCAGGCGAUCUUCAGGAGUGGGAAGGAGACACACCCACAGCAACAUCCAGCAUGAGCAGAGGAGGGAGGAAGGGAGGGAAGUAGAGAGAGAGAGAGAGAGAGAGAGAGAGAGAGAGGGGGCCCGGAUGAAAGCUUGGAAGCAACAGUUCCCAGUGCAACCCUGACACCAGGUCAUGUAGCCACACGUCGCUAGUUUAUAGAUAGUAAGUUGUUUGAGAUGUGAGGAGCCUCAGAAAAGGAACCAAAAAUGUCAUAGUACUUUGAAAAAGAAAAAUCUCUGGGGGUUCCCCCCCCCAUGCAUGUUAAUACGGUACAAUACAAAUGGAAUGUGCUUUUAUAAAUGUAGGGUGUAAACUGUGGUCGCUGUGAGAGGUGAUGCCAAGCCCCUUCUCCAUGCCGAUCUCCGUAAGCUGGCUGAUUGUAGACCACAUCCACGAUCUGUGGGACUAAAGCAGCACUCCAUCUCGCAUGCCACCUCGGGCACCAUCCAGAGACGAGGCAAGAGAAAAGGCAUGGAUGGGAGUUUACACCAGCCUUUGCACCCAGCUGUACUUCACUAUAUAGCAGUUAAUAAAACAAUUACACUAAUAACAGUUUUAAAUCAACAUCAAGUUCAAUGAAAACGUUAAAAUGAUAUUUUCGUAUUGCAACAACAUGAAAUAACAAAGUAUUUUGAGAGAUGUUUACGUAGAGUUUUUUGCCCAAUACAAAUUUGGAUUAAUUUGCAUUAUUUACUGCCUGUAAUCGUUGAUUUGAUCAGUGAUUCAAGCUAAUGCAUGUAAGUUACUCUUUAAAGUGGCUCUUUUGAAGUCUCAGAAAAGUCUAACUACACCCGUUCAGUUGCUUAUAAUUUGCUAAUUCAUCCAGUGCUUUGCCAAACCGGCGUUUUCAGUACACUGAGUCUUCCUGCAGAUUUGACACCUUGGGUAGGAACAGGAACCGAUCACACAGACUGCACAGCAGUUCCCACUGCCUCAUUCCAGUGAUGUGUCAGAUCCGCCAGUUCACCCGCGGGCCCCCCAGCUGCCAGCUCAGCUCGGAAUCUCAGCAGCGCUGUGGAUCUUGAAGACUGUCGGACUUAAGGUGCUUGAGGACUUCCUGUGAAGAAACUACAGCGGUUCCCCAAGACGGUACCCUGGAGUACGUGAAGGUGGAUGCACACAAACACAAAACAGUGUCGUUCCUCUCAGCUGCUUUUCCUGUGACUUUGUCUCCCAUGGUCUCAAUAACAGGGCAGUAUUUGGAGAAUCUUUUAUAAGUGAUUGCAUGUUGUUGAUGAAGAUUAUUGUUAUUACAUUAAUUUCUAUAAAAUCUUUUACCACAUCUUCUCCUUUUUGACUUUAAAGAAAAUGUGAGCUACUUUGAUAUUUUAUUUACCCAGGUCAGUACAGAAAAAAAGUAGGCUUCACUCCCAAUGAUAUAACAUCAUUGUCAGCAACAAGUUACAGUGAGGAGUGUCAGACAGGCUCGGAUACCCUGGCAGAUUCUGGGGGCCCAGCACUUCACAGAGGCCCUUGAACACGUAAAAUUAUAUGUAAACCAGGCAGGAGACCCAAGCUGACAUUUUUUUACGGGUCCAGAAUGUCAAGCUACGCCCCGGUUUAUGGAAGAAGGCGAAUUCUCUGUAUUAUGCAGUCAGGGAUUUCCUCAGGGACUGCCUUCCCACGCACAUCCGCUAGAGGGAGCUAUAGAACACAUUUUAAACGACAGCUCUCGUGAUAGCUGUCCAGUGAAAGAUAUAAGCUUUCAUUCCAAUGAAAUGUGUGAUUUUGGCAGCUACAUUACAUUAAAGGGUGUGUGUAACAAUUGCAGCAGUGGUUUCUCUGUAGAAAAAUAUGUAGUAGAAACAUUAGCUGUUUAGUUAGAGGGAUGUAUUUAUUUAGUUUUCCAAACUAUCCUUCCUCUCUUCUUCUGAAAUGGCUUUUUUUCAGGAUUGAAGGAUAGACAGAUCUUCUGGAGAGAAAAAAAGCUUGCUUAAUUCUCAAAUGAGGGUAUGUCAAAUGUGAUUCCUGCUUCUCCCUGAUAGCACCAUGAAUAUUCAACGUUUCAUUGCAGAAAAGAAGCCAUUAUUGCCUGUUUGUCUGUUUAUUUUUCAUGUUAACUACUUUUCUAUGUGAAAUACUUCAGACUGUUUUGUAACUUGCUCUUUGUAUAUUUUGUAUUUUAAUUUUUACUUUUUAUUUUUAAUAGUAAGUCUUGUUCCAAUAAAACUACUGUUUGGGGUUACCGUGGAAACUGAACGUGCAGAGUAGGUGAUGGGAUGUCAUUAGUUAAAUGUCUGCACAGAAUCCCAUAAAUCAUAGUUAAAAUACAUAUUUAUGACAACAUUAGGCCUAAUAGGGACCCCAGGAAGCUCUAUUAGGUAAUAAAUAAUAGAGCACAAUUUAUCAGAAAAAAAAACACACUCAAACACACAGAAGUUCUUUAUAUUUAUUUUCAUUUCAUUACAGAGCUCAAUUAAAUUUUUAUUAUGA